Malania oleifera is the source of this 1062-nucleotide messenger RNA. RefSeq lists its product as uncharacterized. The transcript has 2 exons. Lineage: Eukaryota; Viridiplantae; Streptophyta; Magnoliopsida; Santalales; Ximeniaceae. The record is from RefSeq and is a predicted model, not a curated record. Bases 336 to 836 code for a protein of 166 amino acids.
GCACUCGGACCUUCCAGCCAGGUGACGCCGCCUGAGACUUUCCCCGUCCCUACGAACAGUCCUCCUCUUGCAUCGUGGCACGCGGCAUUACACGUGUCACCCACUGCAGCAUCUCCGCACCUUCUUUCGACACCGCGAAACUUCUCUCGCCACGCGUCGUCCUAAUCCCCAAACACUAACACACAGAUACAUGCUACCACCUCGACUCCAUUCCUCUUCGGAACGUGCAUUGAUCCAUUCAAAUGUGAUUGUUAUGUGAUUAUUAUUACAUAAUAACUCGGGAAAAAAAAAUUUUAAUAGUAAGCUGAAUCGAAGCUUGAAGAUCGUCGGGCAUUAUGGCGAGCGACGAAUUCCGACUGGUAUCUCCGGCCAUCGACAACGAGGGACGGCUGCCCCGGAAGUACACGCAGGAGGGGCAGGGCGCGCGCAAGAACAUAUCGCCGCCACUCGAAUGGUACAACGUGCCGGAGGGAACGAAGACGCUGGCGCUGGUGGUGCAGGACCUCGACGCUCCGGAUCCUAGCUCCCCCAUCGUGCCGUGGACCCACUGGGUGGUGGUCAACAUUCCCCCGGGGCUGAAGAAGCUGCCGGAGGGAUUCUCCGGGAAGGAGGAGGAGGCCGGCGGCGAGUACGCCGCGAUCAAAGAGGGUAACAACGACUGGAAGGUGCCGGGAUGGCGGGGGCCCAAGCUGCCCACCCACGACCACCGGUUCGAGUUCAAGCUCUGUGCGUUGGACGACGAGAUGCACCUGGGUAAAAAGGUGACGAAGGAGAAGCUGGUGGAGGCGAUGGAAGGGCAUGUGGUGGGAGAGGCGGUUUUAAUGGCAAUUUUCUGAUGCAUUGAGCUUGUCGCAGGGUUAGCGGAUAUGAUUUGUUCAGGACAAAAACUUUAUUGCCGGUAAUGGUGGACUUAUGUAGCCCUUUAUAAGUAUCAGUAUCAUUGUGCAGCUUGUCCAUGUAUUACGACUCUUAUCAGCCAGCAAUAGGUUAACUUUGUAUUGCCUAUUAGCUGCAUUUUCCUUGAUUAAUUAUCAUGCCAAUACAUAUUUUUCCCUUCAAAAA